UUUGCCCCAAGCUGAUCUCGAACUCUUCGCUUCAAGCAAUCCUCCCACCUCAGCCUCCCAAAGUGGUGGGAUUACAGGUGGGAGUCACCAUGGCCCAGGAAAGGAUUACUGACAGAGAACUUACCCUGCCUGGGGCCAGCAUAGCCCGGGCUGUACACAUGCCAGCAAUCUGUUCAACAUAACCCCUACCAGGCAAGUAGUACCGGACCGAGCAGGGUCUCAUUCUAACCUCUCAGAGGGUCCUCCAGAGGGAAUAGGAACUGUGACCCUAUUUACUAGGCCUUGGGCUUCAGGCCUGCCGGAUAGUACCUAUGGAAAGUAGGGGAAAGGUCAAUGGAAACAAGUCUAGCUCAUGCCUGGAACCACUUCAGAAUCUGGGAAAGCUGCUGGGUCCCGUGUCCCUGGCUUUGUCCAGCAAGGUCACCUGCAGACAGGGCAGAGUCCAAGAAUGGUCUGAUCUCCCUGACACUUUGAAGUAGUGCAGCUGAUCCCGAGCGGUACUCCAACCUUUGCCCUCAUUUCCCCAGUUGCAUGGGAAAAGGAUGUGUGUGUAUAGAGGUAAGGGUGGGAACGUGGUUCCAGUCCUCCUCUACUGCUGCUUUUCCAGAAGCUUCUUUGUUCCCACUCUUUUAAGUUCCCAGGCUGACAUUUGGUGGGCUUUUAUGGGAUGGCUGUGCCCAACGUAGACACAUAUAGUUGAGCAGGUUAGGACUUGGUACGUGUAUGCAGGGAACAAUGCAAAAGGAAAAUUUUCAGUAUCUUUUACUUUUGUUUUUGCUGAUCUCCCCCAACUAUAAUCACGGGGUGAAGUACAGCUGUGGGAAACCCCAGGGGCAGGUCCCCUGUCCCCUUCCUGCCACUCGACACAACUCAGGAGGACUACAAAAGGAAACACAUCAAUCAUCACAACUUGCCCGUGACUGUUGCAUGUCAAGUGGCUGGAACCAAUCAGCUCAUCUAAGGCUUCCUCAGAAGCCAAUCAGAGCCUUGGAAAGUGACCUCACACAAAGGAGAGCUAUGUGGGCGAGAAAGAACCUCUCAGAUCUCUGGACACAAACUCAGUACCAAAAUAUGUAGAUGGAAGCUAUGGUAACCAUGGAGACAGGGCAGGUGGCAAGGAGAGGCAGAGACAGUGUGAGAGACCAAUAGACAGAUAGGAAGAGAGAAGAUGGAAGGAGCGUUUCAGACAGAGACCUUCAAGCAAGAUGGAAAAAAUAAUACGUCUAAGCAAGACUGAGAUUAAAGAGAUGCAAUGAGAGACUUUAUUGCAAGGUUCGCUCUUCUUCCUGCCGGUUUCCUAUCUCCCUUCCCACAAUAAUAUGGGUGGAGGCACCUGGGAAUGUCCCUUGCCCUAUCUAAAAGUGCCCCCCCCCAUCCACCUUCCUCAUAGUUAUCUAAAAGGUCUAUAUAAGGGAGCUGAGGUCCAAAUUUCUCUGUGAUGGUUGUUCCGUUUUUGAGAGAUGGGGCGGGGGUGUAUCUGUGUCUGACUCCAGGCUGGACCGUGCUCUCCUUCACAAUUAAACUCCAGGAAGACAGCCACAUCUCUUGCCUCUCUUUGCACAGUAUGGACACCGGGUGUGGAUCCAAAAAGCCUCUCUACGGCCUUCUGCACAGUGUGCCAUGUGUCGCGUGUGUGGCAGGUCAGGUCUGGCGCACAGGAGCGCAUAAACACACCAAGUGCGGAGAAUGGGGAUCUGCUGAAGCUCGGCGAAGAAUCUUCAUGAUGGUCCCUGUCUGGGUCGCAGAGUCCCCUAAGGAACACUUAGGUUUGUUGGGGCUGAGAGGAGGUUGGCUAAGAAAGGAAAGUCAGGAUUGGAGCCUCUAGGUUUUUUGAGGGUUUAUGUGUGCAUGAGUGGGGGAGCAGUUUGGUGCCCGACGCCCCCACUCGCAGAGACUAGGCUAUAAAUAGUGCAGCAGAGCUCCGCCCCCCCCCCCCCAAGCUUCUCUCCUCCCGAGCCGGCGCUGUGCCCGGGGCGCUCCGGGAGGAGGGACCAGGAUCCGGCGCCGGGGCGCAGAUACUGACACCAAGGGAAUCCGGGUGCCCCCCCCCUCCACGCCAUGCGGGCCCCCGGGAACCUGGCUCUGCCACCUCGGCUGCCCGGUGGCCACGGCCCCAAUCCUGGCCAGGCGGAGAUUCUGCGGACAUUCAGGGAUCGGCUUCGUCACUGAGACCUCAGGCCUCUGCCAUCCACCCCCCACACACGCCUAGCUGUCCUCGGCGGUUCUCAGUCGCGGCUCCAUCUGUGCCCUCGCCCCAGCCUCAGCUAUGUUGCACACUGAGGGCCACGCUCUUCUUCGGGCGGUGGGUCAGGGUAAGCUACGCUUGGCCCGUUUGCUUCUGGAGGGAGGCGCCUACGUGAAUGAGGGUGAUGCGCAGGGGGAGACUGCGCUAAUGGCAGCCUGUCGGGCCCGCUACGACGACCCCCAGAACAAGGCACGCAUGGUACGCUACCUCCUGGAGCAAGGCGCGGACCCCAACAUCGCAGACCGCCUGGGGCGCACGGCGCUCAUGCACGCUUGCGCCGGGGGUGGGGGCGCCGCCGUGGCCUCGCUGCUUCUUGCCCACGGCGCAGACCCCUCCGUCCGAGAUCACGCGGGCGCCUCGGCUCUUGUCCACGCCCUGGACCGCGGGGACCGCGAGACCCUUGCCACGCUGCUGGACGCCUGCAAGGCCAAGGGCACGGAGGUCAUCAUCAUCACCACCGAUACCUCGCCCUCGGGCACCAAGAAGACCCGGCAGUAUCUCAAUUCUCCACCAUCCCCGGGGGUGGAGGAUCCUGCUCCCGCUCCUCCUAGCCCGGGGGUCUGCACGUCGCCUUCGGAAAUCCAACUGCAGACCGCAGGAGGAGCAGGGCGAGGGAUGUUAUCCCCUCGCGCCCAGGAAGAAGAGGAGAAGCGGGACGUAUUUGAAUUCCCUCUUCCUAAGCCCCCGGAUGACCCCUCCCCUUCCGAGCCGCUCCCCAAACCACCACGCCAUCCCCCAAAACCACUCAAAAGGCUCAACUCCGAGCCCUGGGGCCUAGUGGCCCCUCCUCAACCAGUCCCACCCACCGAAGGGAGACCGGGGAUCGAGCGCUUGACUGCCGACUUCAACGGCCUGACCCUGACCGGUCGACCCCGUCUUUCCCGACGUCACAGCACCGAAGGCCCUGAGGACCCGCCCCCAUGGGCGGAGAAAGUGACUUGCGGGGGUCCUCUCUCGCGCCGAAACACAGCACCAGAAGCUCAGGAGUCUGGCCCCCCUUCAGGGCUGAGGCAGAAACUGAGCCGCAUGGAGCCAGUGGAGCUCGACACCCCCGGACAUCUUUGCCCUGACUCGCCAGAAUCCAGCCGCUUGUCCCUCGAGCGCCGCCGAUACAGCGCCUCCCCGUUGACCCUCCCUCCGGCCGGCUCGGCUCCCUCUCCGCGCCAGUCCCAAGAGAGUCUGCCAGGGGCAGUAUCUCCGCUAAGCGGACGAAGGCGGAGUCCGGGCCUGCUGGAGCGGAGGGGCUCGGGGACGUUGCUCCUGGACCACAUCUCGCAAACGCGGCCGGGUUUUCUGCCCCCUCUCAACGUCAGUCCCCACCCUCCCAUCCCCGACAUUCGCCCUCAACCCGGAGGUCGGGCGCCUUCGCUGCCUGCCCCUCCUUAUGCCGGGGCACCAGGCUCUCCCAGGACCAAGCGCAAAUUGGUGAGACGCCACUCCAUGCAGACUGAGCAGCUCCGCCUGCUAGGGGGCUUCCAGAGUCUAGGUGGGCCUGGGGAGCCAGGGCGCUGAGAGGAGUGAGAGGAGCCAAGGAGGGUGGGGGCCAGGACCUUAAUGGGAUAGGUGGGAGAACCGCUCACACACACACCAGGAAAACAGGGAUCCCUUGCAUGUGCUCAUGGGUGAACGGGGCACCCACACAUGGUUAAGCAUGUGUCUAUAAGCACAGUACUCUUAUUAGCAAGAAAGAAUAAGGACUCUACUUACCGGGUAUAUAGACACAUGUAUUCACGCCCUGGACAUUUUACAUGCAUAUGGGAUUACUUGUGAACCCACAGGCACAGCACAUCAGUAAACACACAGGGCUAGGGUCCCAAACUCUCUUGCAUUUGUUCAGAAGCAGUAGGGAACCCCUACUUAUGGGCAGUCUCUGAUGUCUUUGCCCUCCUGCAAAAGCAGUCCCUUGCUUUCCGCGUAUGCCCUGCAACACAGCCUAUCCUAAUUUUGCACACUCCACUCUCUCUGUGAACAUCCUAGCCCAUUCCGCAGGUCUCGCUUCUUUCUCCAGGCCUGGCUCCUUAGUCACACCUGCUUCCAGCCCCAACCACUUUUCAGGAUAUCUUUUUCACUCUUCUUGGGGGUCCCUGCAGCAACCCCCAGCCUCAGUUCUGCUGCUGUCUUCCUGCUCUCAACUUCACUUCUCAACUUCCUGCUUUUUAUUCCCACCCUGUUCCUCCAACGACUACAACAGAUUGUCUCAUUUUCCCAGGGAGUGGGUCAUGGGCUCUAAGCUGCUCUUCUGUCUGUCUGAGCUUAUGAACACCCCCACAGGUAGAAGUGGGGAGAAACCCUAAAUCACUCCUCUCUCCACUUGACAUAUCAAAUAAAUGUGUUCAGAGUCUCUGUUUUGUCA
Sapajus apella (tufted capuchin) is the source of this 4598-nucleotide messenger RNA. RefSeq names its product ankyrin repeat domain 34A (gene ANKRD34A). Lineage: Eukaryota; Metazoa; Chordata; Mammalia; Primates; Cebidae. Bases 2267 to 3757 code for a protein of 496 amino acids. The record is from RefSeq and is a predicted model, not a curated record. The transcript is spliced from 4 exons. Gene Ontology annotation, molecular function: protein binding.